Camelina sativa (false flax) is the source of this 741-nucleotide messenger RNA. RefSeq lists its product as uncharacterized. NCBI's taxonomy places the organism in Eukaryota, Viridiplantae, Streptophyta, Magnoliopsida, Brassicales, Brassicaceae. The record is from RefSeq and is a predicted model, not a curated record.
UUUCUUCUUCCUCAAUCGUUUCAUCAAAUAGAGAGAGAGAGAGAGAGAGAGAGAGAGAGAGAUUCAGAAUCUCUCUUUCCCGGGAAUUAAAGCUCUCUAGAAUAUAAAAUGGUGGAUUCCGGGAAAGAGUUUUUGAUGUUAGAUAGUUACAAUAGCAUCCCAUGGCUAAUUUGGAUCCAAUUGUUCGUCUUCGUCCUUCUCUUACUCCUCCUUUGUCUCGUCGGAGUCUUCUCCUUAGAUACCGGAGAUAAUAGUUUCUCUUCUUCUGAUUCUGUUCCUUCUACCUCCGGUUCAUCUCUUUCUAAGCGAUUUCUUUCUGGGAAUCCGGUUCCGAUUAGCCACCACGGUUUGGGUUUCUCUAUACAGUCUCAUCAGGUUGGAAGUUCUCAAAGCAUAAAAGGAGAGAUAACACCAGCUGUAACAAGGAGAGUGACAACAACAGAGGAAGAAGCAGAGGGUUCGUUGGAGAAAGAUUCGAGUCAUAGUUUGCAUCAUCCGUGUAAUUUGUUUAGGCUGGCUGGAUCUGCGUUUCUAAAAUGUUUCGGGAUUGACAGGACUACNUUACGCGUGGGGGAGUCUCUCUCUCUCUAUCUAUUCUUUUUCUUUUUAUCGAAGGGGACCCUACUAACAUGCGCCAGGGGUUUUCACUUUUCAUCUUUCACUUUUUCACUUGUGAUGAAAAAGAACUCUCGUGCACCAUCAAACUUGCUCCGUCCUUAUGGAAUUCUAAUCAUUACAUAA